This is a messenger RNA of Dicentrarchus labrax (European seabass), 1697 nucleotides long. RefSeq names its product coagulation factor VIII associated (gene f8a). The record is from RefSeq and is a predicted model, not a curated record. Bases 59 to 1012 code for a protein of 317 amino acids. The transcript has 12 exons. Gene Ontology annotation, biological process: vesicle cytoskeletal trafficking. Gene Ontology annotation, cellular component: early endosome. NCBI's taxonomy places the organism in Eukaryota, Metazoa, Chordata, Actinopteri, Moronidae. Gene Ontology annotation, molecular function: protein binding.
UGACAGCGCUCCUGUCAGUCUGACUUCCUGGUUUGGUUUGUUGUGGUUUGCAUCGAUCAUGGCUGCUGAGGGCGAUUUUCUGGCGAGAUAUCGAGCUGUGUCAAAUAAACUGAAAAAGCGUUUUCUCCGGAAGCCAAAUGUUGCGGAGGCGAGUGAGCAGUUUGGUCAGUUAGCCAAGGAGCUGAAGCAGCAGGACUGCCUUCAGUAUGCUGCCUUCUGUAACCUGGCCAUGGCUCGGUGUGAGCAGACUCUUUUUAACGCUCCUGGAGAGGCUCUAGCGUUAACCGAUGCUGCCCGCCUCUUCCUCUCAUCUGAGAAGGAGAACAGGGCACUACAGGCCCCGGGCUUUGACGAGCACCUACAGGCGGCACUCAACUGCUACAGUUUUGCCAUCAAGGUGUACAUUGAGAUGAACCAGCCUGUGAUGGCAGCCAGCUUGUGUCUAGAACUUGGUAACGCACUCAAGGAGAUGAACAGACCAGGAGAGGCUAUUGUUCAUUACCAGAGGGCUGCAGAGUUGCAGACACAGACGCCAAUUGAAGCUCUGCUAUCAAUGGGAGAAAUGGCCACAUGUAAAAUUCUCACCCGUGACUACGACGGUGCUCUGUCAGUGUUCACAGAGAUGCAGCUGAUGUGCCAGGAGAGAGGACUGCAGCUACCAGGCACCAGCACCCCUGUUGGUGCAUUUCUGGACAUUGUGGCAAAAUGUGAGAUCUCCAGAGUACUAUUGCUAAUGCUGCUUGAGCCUCCGCCUCAGAAGUUGUUACCAGAACAUGCCCAGACCCUGGAGAGAUACGCAUGGGAGUCUUUUGACCCUCACAGCCAAGUGACCUUCCUGCCUGAGAAUGUCUUCCUGCUCCUGCAGUCAGUAGUGAUGGCGUGUCAGGAGAAAGACACAGAGUCCCUCAAGUCUCUUCAGACCGAGCUAUGGCCGUUUCUGACUGCCGAGCAGAAUCAUCUUCUCCACCUGGUGGUUCAGGAGCGCAUCACGCCGUCUGGACAAGGCAUCUAGUACAGUCCAGUUUUUACUCACUUCCUCUGGGAACGAUACUUUAUAUAAUGGAACAUUCCUGUUUCUGACUGGGUCUGUUGUAAGACCUGAAGAAGUGUUGUUUUCAAAACAUUAAUGUUGUAAGUUGCACGCAGUACCAAACUUUGCCCUUAUUAAGCAAAGUCCUGCAGAUUUAGAAAUCAGUGAAAAUCCAAUAGCAUUUUCUAGAACUGUGUGUUGUUCUUAUUAACUUGAUGUGAAGAUUUUUGUCAGGAUGAUAACUUAAAACUAAAUUUAAAUUAAUUUUAAUGCAAUCUUGUUUGUUCUUAUUUGAGUGAGGACUACAGAACUGUAACAAACAGUUUUGAAACAAAGGCUUUGUGAUAUAAUUUGUUUUAUUAAUACAUGAUAUGGCUUAAAUUCCGACGAAUUACAAACAAAAUUGUCUAUUGCAUAGUUAUGAAAUACGGUGAAAUGAAACCACCAUUGUCCUCCCUCCCUGGUUCACUUGUACAAAUUACAUGUACAUUUCUUAUGAUAGCAGCCAACUACAGACACAAAAUCAAACAUGGUUAAAAAAAAAAAAUACACUCAAUGCAAAAUGUUACAAAAAUAUAAUGGUUACAAUGUACAUAGAUUAAAAAAGGAUACACUAUACUUCAGUUGUAAAAUAAUGAUACAUGAUUAAAACUACGUGUACUGUAAA